UGGCGGUAAUCCCAGACAUGUUCUGUUCAUUUUAGUUGAUUUUAGAUUUGUCUCUGACAAUGUUUGCCUCUGCUCUGUUUAUCUCAUGUUAAUAUUGCGAGUAGUUUAAUCUCGUAUACCUUCGUAAAAGGUCGGACAAUGAAACUGUAUCAACAACAUUUAUGAUGAUUGGUUUAUCGAUUGGGUCUGAAAUUCUGUUUUGAGUCCGACUGUCACAACAGUCAAUACUAACACUCAGUAACACAGUAACAGCAGUUCGGCGAGGAGACCUAGUUUACUGCAGUGCAAUUAAUACUAUUAAAGUAUUUGCAUUAGCAUUCUCUGCUUUAAGCCUAUAGUGAGUACUGAGUUAUGUGCGAAUCAAUGUUCGACAAACCACGACAAUAAAGGUUAACAUCACAACUCGUCCACCACAGGAGAGCUGCACUGUUUAGUAAAAUUGUGUAAAGUGUGAACUCUCUUUGUCACGAUGACAUAUCAUGCUUGUACUGAACCAGAGUUCUACUAUCGAUGCACUGCCUGCUCUGAAUGCUUCUUCAGGCAGGAAGAAUUUUUUAACCAUGCACAAGAAGUGCACUGCAGGCUGCUCAGAUGUCAAGGACACAACCCCGAUGGAGAGAGUACGGUUGGAAGUGAAAACGAGGCGAGCACGAGUGCAGCGUCAGAGCCGAUAGAACGAGCGUACUCUUCGCCAGACGCCACGACGGCCGUCCAGAUUAAGGUGGAGCCGCCGGACGAAAGUUGCGACAAUAACGUGCAGUGCGUCGAUUCUCUCUCACCGACUCCCACCGGACAGCAACCAGACAACCGAGCGCUGAUGCAGUUUGACGACACCAGCAUGUUGUUUCCCCGAACGGCAGAAGACAUCAACUUGAAGCUGGAGCAGUAUGUGGACGACCAGGACGACAGCGAUUUCUCUUGCAUCGCCGAGGUGUACGGUACAAACAACAGGGACGCGGCCUGCCCUUCCAGUCUCGUCCCGUUUUCCGGGGAUGAACCCCGCAGCACGGCUUCUUUUCGAUCUGUCGGGAGGCAGCCACCAACAUUCACGCUCGAGAACGUUUUGGGGACUACGUACGGGUUAGGAAGCUCCGCAAGCGCGCAGCGAGCCGGCGGGCCGACGUCAGCGCCAUCUAUCUACGCGUCGGCGCCGUCGACUAGCGUCGUGCAAGCUCCUUACGGGAACUCACAGCGCGGCCGCACGACGAGGGCCGUCGUGCCGCGAGCGAGCGUGAAGACAGUAGUGCCCAGCGAUCACGCCGUACCGAGGGAAUACAAGUGUCCGACGUGCAACGCCGACUUUGUGAAGCGCAAUCACCUACAGAGUCACUUGCGCAAGCACAGCGACAAGGUGCUGCACUGCUGUGUCGUGUGCGACUACUCCACGCGAUUCCUGCAGUGCUUCAAGAGACACAUGAGCACGCACACGGGCGAAAAGCCGUUCAAGUGCUCGAUAUGCAGCUUUGCUUCUGCGCGGGCGUACAGUCUGAAGUUGCACGUGCGGAGGCACGUGGGCGAGAGACCGUUCAAAUGUGACGACUGCGAUGCCGCGUUCACGACGAAAAACGAGGUCAAACUGCACCAGCACAUUCACACGGGCGAGAAACGAUUUAAAUGCAACUGUUGCUUAAUGGAAUUUUCAUAUAGUAAUUCUCUGAGGCGGCACAUGGCCCGCCAUCCAUCACACCAAUAUGCAUAAUAUCAGGAGUGAAUAAUAAUAGAUAUAUUAUUAUUCACUCCUGAUAAUAUGUACGAGCGUUGAUGCCAUAAUCAUGCUAAAGCCUAUUGUAGUGCAGGAAUUAUGCAAAGAGUUGCGACUCAUUCACUGUUUUUCUCCUCGUUUUAUUUAUGUCGUGCUGCUAAAAUCACUGCCCAAGCAUCUGAAUUUUAUUUCAUGUUUUGUGCUUAUUCCUUCUAACUUUUCAUAGCAAGUAGAACUUAUUAUAACGUAAAUUGUAUUGCGCUUGUAUUUGUCUGUGAGCUUGCAAUUUUGUUUUAUAUAAUUUAAAUGUUAUGUAAUCAUGUUGUGAAUAAAUUAGACCCGAUGCAUUUAGAACACGAA
This is a messenger RNA of Priapulus caudatus, 2062 nucleotides long. Its product is annotated as zinc finger protein 37-like. The transcript is spliced from 2 exons. The coding region runs from base 470 to 1699 and encodes 409 amino acids. NCBI's taxonomy places the organism in Eukaryota, Metazoa, Priapulida, Priapulimorpha, Priapulimorphida, Priapulidae. The record is from RefSeq and is a predicted model, not a curated record.